AUGAGAGUCUCAACAUUGACUGCUACGCUCACGCUACUGCUACCGGCGUCUGUCGUUGCAGCACCGACAAUUGAACAACGCUGGUCCUCGCCCUCCUUCUGGGCUUCGCACUCCGGCCAUGGUUCACAAUUUCGUCGAGGCUGCGACUACGCCCUCUGCGACCUUUCAAAAGCAAGACUGCCCAAAGCACCCACACCACUUCCACCUCCUUCCUACAAUCUCACACUCAGUCACGUCUCGAUCGGUCGCGGCACCCAAAACUACACUUGUGAUCUUUCGAACAGCACUGCCAUACCUGUAGCUGCAGGCGCAACAGCAGCUCUCUACAAUGUCUCAUGCAUUGCCGCCAACCAUCCUGCUCUUUUGUCAAUGAUCCCUGGUAUUGCGAUCAAUUUACCUCUGCCUUCUUCAUCUUCUGCCAUGUCUCCCAUCAACAUGGAUCUAUCUGGUCACCAUUACUUCUUGGACGCAACUACACCAUUUUUUAAUCUCGACACAGAAAUGCAUUCAUACGGCAUUGGCGCGUUCAAGAAAGUCAAUGCUACUGAAGCGCCUGCUGGUGCUGUGGCUGGCAUAUAUGGAGCAGGUAUGGGUGCAGUACCAUGGCUCAAACUGACAGAAAAGGUCGGGGUUGAAGGAAGUCAGAAGUUGAAAGAGGUAUACAGAGUCAACACUGCUGGUGGACAGCCGCCUACUACUUGCCAAGGUCAGCAAGAGAGUAUUCUUGUUCAGUAUGCUGCAGAGUAUUGGGUUUAUGUCUGA
Molecule: messenger RNA, 762 nt
Organism: Aureobasidium subglaciale EXF-2481
Lineage: Eukaryota; Fungi; Ascomycota; Dothideomycetes; Dothideales; Saccotheciaceae
Exons: 2
Coding region: 1-762 (253 amino acids)
Source: RefSeq, a predicted model, not a curated record